Cantharellus anzutake is the source of this 459-nucleotide messenger RNA. RefSeq lists its product as uncharacterized. The transcript is spliced from 2 exons. The record is from RefSeq and is a predicted model, not a curated record. The coding region runs from base 1 to 459 and encodes 152 amino acids. Lineage: Eukaryota; Fungi; Basidiomycota; Agaricomycetes; Cantharellales; Hydnaceae.
AUGUCACAGGGUGUCCCUGAUAUGUUUGAGCCUGAUGAAGGAUUUAUGUGGGACUCUGUAAGGAUUGCGCCUCAACUGUCUGGACAGUUUUGGGUUAGUUUCAGGGUAGUGCAGGGGUGGGUCACACCCACUUUGAACCCUUCUGGUAAUUCUCCAGUGGGCCAGGUUUCCAUUUGGCUGCUGCGGGGGCAGGGGCUGCAGCUGCAGGAGUGGGAGUGGCAGGAGCAGCGGGAGCAGUUGGAGGAGCAGCGGUUGGAGGAGCAGCGGUUGGAGGAGCAGCGGUUGGAGGAGCAGCGGUUGGAGGAGCAGCGGUUGGAGGAGCAGUGGCAGGAGCGGGAGCAGCAGGAGAGGUGGGAGCAGCAGGCAUGGGAGCAGCAGAUGCGGCAGGAGCGGUGGGUGCAGGAGCAGCAGGAGCAGCAGGAGCAGCAGGAGCAGCAGGAGCAGCGGAAGCAGCAGUGA